Naumovozyma dairenensis CBS 421 is the source of this 1191-nucleotide messenger RNA. It is a transcript of the gene INP54, whose product is annotated as phosphoinositide 5-phosphatase INP54. Gene Ontology annotation, biological process: phosphatidylinositol dephosphorylation. NCBI's taxonomy places the organism in Eukaryota, Fungi, Ascomycota, Saccharomycetes, Saccharomycetales, Saccharomycetaceae. Bases 1 to 1191 code for a protein of 396 amino acids. Gene Ontology annotation, molecular function: phosphatidylinositol-4,5-bisphosphate 5-phosphatase activity. The transcript has a single exon. The record is from RefSeq and is a predicted model, not a curated record.
AUGUCACAGAUGAAGAAGGAUUGGAAAGUUUCGAUAUCAACUUUAAAUUGUGGUAAGAUUUCCCCCUUAGAGAACUCUAUUAAUGUGGAACGAAUAAUCCAACAUUUAAUCCCAGCCCUUAAAAAAAAUAAGGAUGGUUCUCAUCUGAUUGCCGCUGAUAUAUAUGCUUUUGGAUUCCAAGAAUUAUCAAUGAUAUGGGAAGGGUCUUUACCUACAGUUAUGCAAUCAUAUAAUGAUAUUCUUUCAAAGACCAUUAUAAAAGUUCUAAAUGAGCGAUUUAGAAAAGAUAGUAUAGAAUAUAGCCUCGUUGGUUCUGAUUACGUUGGUGCUACGUCAUUAGUCGUUGUUUGUAGGAAUUCAUUACAUAUAGAGAAGGUAUGGAGAUCAAGGACUAAAUGUGGUAUGUUUGGCUCCAAUUUGAAAGGUGGCGUUGGAUUAGGAUUAGCAUUAUCCAGGGACGAAGAUGAAGGUGACAAUGAUACUUUCAUUUUUGUUUGUAGUCACUUGAAUGCAAAUGAGGGUUAUGAAAAUAUGCAGAAAAGAUGUGCUGAUUUUACAACGAUAAUCAAUAAUUGUGAUAGAGACUUUAAAGAGAUAUUGGAAUAUAAUAAAGAUGGGCAUUAUUUUUUUUUCGGUGAUAUGAAUUUUAGAGUUAACGGUUGGGAACAUAUCAACACUAAUUAUAAUGAUCUUAAUACGAUUGAGACACUUGCUACAAAGUAUGAUGAAUUACAAGAAGUAUUGAAGAGUGUUGAUUCGUUUAAACGGUUUGAUGAAGCUGAAAUUACUUUCCCUCCUACAUAUAAGUAUGAAAUUAUUGGAGAUAAGAAUAAGUUUAAUAAAAAGAGGUCACCUUCGUGGUGUGACAGAGUCUUGUUUAAAAAGUAUAAUGGUAAACCUCGUAUUAUAUCCUAUCAUUCUAUUGAAAGAACUCAAGAUCUACAAUUUACUGACCAUCAAGGUGUAAAUCUCACAAUAGAAGUGGGACAAUCUUCGACGAUAUCAUCUCCAUUACAGCAGUUACUCCAGAGUUUAGAAGCAACUGAGAGAGGGUCUAUAUCAGUGUUGGCUGAACAAACAAUCGAUACUAUUGAUUGGAUAGUAGGAUAUGUAGCAUGGUUCAUGCACUAUAAAGCGCAUUAUUGGAUAGGUGGGGCCAUAAUUUUAUUAAUUAUAUAUUAUUUAUUGUAG